Messenger RNA from Rhineura floridana, 17064 nucleotides. RefSeq names its product zinc finger homeobox 3 (gene ZFHX3). Gene Ontology annotation, biological process: brain development; regulation of transcription by RNA polymerase II; regulation of neuron differentiation. Gene Ontology annotation, cellular component: nucleus. The coding region runs from base 2343 to 13331 and encodes 3662 amino acids. NCBI's taxonomy places the organism in Eukaryota, Metazoa, Chordata, Lepidosauria, Squamata, Rhineuridae. The record is from RefSeq and is a predicted model, not a curated record. The transcript has 11 exons. Gene Ontology annotation, molecular function: RNA polymerase II cis-regulatory region sequence-specific DNA binding; zinc ion binding; DNA-binding transcription factor activity, RNA polymerase II-specific.
CACGCCUGUGGCUUUUCUGCAGAGCCCAGAUACCGCAGGGCGCAGGAGCCCCAACUUGCCUUUGCCUUCCCGGCCGCUGGCACAGCUGUAGCUGAGGGGCUGCGGAUACUGCCCGGGAAGGUCCAUAGCUGUCGUUUAACUUUUAAGAAGUCCUCCUGUCGCCAAAACAAUAAAAAAGCAAGAGAGCAAACGAGCGGUGCAGAUGCCGAGGCCCUCAAAGCGCUCCCGUAGAUGUUUGCCGGCCAAACCUUCGGCAGCGCAUUCACAGACUUGUUCUUAUAGACACGCUAAUAACGGGCGCGGAACACCUCGACUUCAGUAAGUGCCCUUUUAAUUACCGGCAGCCGAGCCACCGAGAAGGCUCCGUUAGCUCGCUGGGUACCUGUCGCCUCCUCCGGCGCCCCCUUAACCAAACUCCCGCCGAAACGGCCAGCCGCUGCCCGCUUUCCGGUUUUGUUCGAGCCAACCGACGGGUCCAGACCGGUCCCGCCGGCCCAGCAGCCGCGCCGGAAAGCGAGCGAGGCCGAAAGCAGCAGAUCCCGCGCGGGAGGUUCCUCCAGCCCCGCCGCACCAGCAACCUUGGCGGGAUCUCUUUGGAGGGCCGUCCCGGAGAAGGAGAACGAGCAAGAGCUUCCUUCGGAGGCUUCGUAGGGGACGCGGCCUCUCCUCACCCCCCCUUCUCAGCUGGGAGCGAGGCAGCCGUCCCUGGGCGGCGGCUGGGCGCGAAGAGGGGGCCUUGAACCGGAGCGCAAGAAUGCAGCUGCUUCACUGGCGGCGGCGAGACGGCCAAGCUUGGUCAAGCGGGAAGACGGGGUCGGCGGAGGAUCGGGGCCGCGGCCAAGUUGGACUCCUCCCGCCGAGCAGCAACUUUCUCGGCAACAUCCCGCCGCCGCUCCAGCCCCGUCCCACCGCGGGGGAGGGGGCGCAGCGGCGGAACCCGCUGGAAUGUGGGGGGGCGGCCCGGACUAGUCCCCGUCCUCGUCUCCUCCCCCCCGGCCGCCCCCUCUUUCCGUCCCCCGCCCCCACUCCCUGCCGCCGCCGCCACCACCGCUUCCCUCCCCCCUUCGCUCGCCUUCUCCCUCCCCCCUUCGCUCGCCUUCUCCCUCCCCCCUUCGCUCGCUCGCUCCCUCCCUCCCCCGCCGCCGCCUGGGCUGAAUCUUAUUGAUCCAGAAGGUGGCUAAUUAGCCCUUCCCGUCGUGCCUGGGUAAUGAGGCACAUGCGCACUGCACUAAUCAGCCAUUUUUUGCAGGAAACUAAUUAGCAGAAUAAAGAUCCAAAGAGUUUUUUUUCCUUCCCAAUCAGCAGAUCUGAGCGCGGGCGCUUCCUGCUCCGGCCGCCCCGCCAGCCCGGCUCUCCUCCGCUCGCUCGCUCGCCCGCCCGCCCGCCCGCCCGCCCGGGGCCCCCGCUCGCCCGCCCCGCUCCUUCCUUCCUCCGCUCGCUCGCCCCGGGGGGCGCCCUCCCGCUCCCUCCCUCCCGAGAACGAUGCUGCCGCUGCUGCUGCUGCUGGGCAGCGGCGGCGGCGGCGGCACCGUGGGCGACGCCACUGGAAGCGGUUCCCGCCAGGCUCCGGCCCCCGCCGCUCCUCCUCCUUCUCCGGGCGCCACCGCCUCGUCCCGCCACCGCCACCCCGGGCUCCUCCUCGGAGCGCGCCGCUCCUGCAGCCUUCAUGGGAUCCGUAGCGCCGCCGCUGCCGCCGCCUUCUCCCGGGAUUAACCGCCUCGCCGGAGCAGCCGCCGCCGCCGGAGGAGGAGACGAAGAAGAGGAGGACGAAGCAGGGAGGACGCCGCCGCCACCGCCAGCCGUGUAAGUGGCAACUUUACCGCCGCCCCGCCCGGGCUGUUUUGCAUGGGGCUGGCCCGGCCCGGCCCCCGUCGGGAUCGGGGCCCCCCAGGCAAACUUUGCCUCGCUCGCCUCGCAGGUGUCUCCGGCCGGGCGCAGCGGCAGGAGGCGGAGGAGCCGAAGGCGCUGCCGGGCUAGGCUGGGCUGGCCGCCCUUCCCGAGGCGAGGCGAGGCGCGGGGGAGAAUCCGGCGGGCUGGCCCUUCGCCUCGCCUCGCCAGGCAGGCAGGAGUGCCUCGACGCUCGGCUCGGCAGAGGGUAGAUUGAUCGGUCCAUCUGCAUAAUCGAUAGGGCAGCGAAGAGGGUGGCCAGGAAAUGGCUGCGAUGUCCGCCCGCCCGCCCGCCGCUCCCCACCGCCGGCCUCCUCGCCGCGCUGCCCGGGGAGGCAGCCCCUGCCCCGGAGGCGGCGCCCAAGCACGCUGGCGGCCGACAUGUCAGCGGAGCCCCCGAGCGCCCGCGGCCCAGCGCCCUCCUGCCUAGGUCUCAACCAUACUGGGUGCAAUGAAUGCUCCAUGCAGGCCUCGCCAUGGAAGGCUGUGACUUGCCGGUCAUCUCGGGGAAGGACAAUGGGUGUGCUCUCCCUCAGCACCAGCCAUGGACUGAACUUGGAAGCGCCCACCUCCCCAGCAAAGCUAAUAACAUGGAGCCGUCUGCAGCGGAGAACCACGGGGCCCUAGACCACCAGCGGGCUCCUUCCCGUGAGCACUCCCCAGAACGUGCCCUCGCCGCUACUGGUUCUAGCAGUGGGCCAGGCAGCCAGGAGGUCAGCUGUAACGAAUGCUCCGCCUCCUUCGCCAGCUUGCAGACCUACAUGGAGCACCACUGCCCCAGGGCCCAGCCUCUCCUCCCACUGCCGGAAGACUGCGGGAGCGACUCUGGUGAGGAGGGAGAUGAGGAAAGUGAUGUGGAGAACCUGGCGGGGGAGAUAGUCUACCAGCCAGAUGGCUCUGCAUACAUUGUUGAAAGCAUCAGUCAGCUGAUCCAAAGUGGGGGGGCCUGUGGGGGUGGCAACGGCACCAGCGGUGGGACGCUCCCGCCACUCUUUAUGAACUCUCUCCCCAGUCCUGGGGGCAAACAAGGCGAGGCCACUUCAGCUGCGCCCGUCUACCCACAGAUCAUCAACACUUUCCACAUAGCCUCGUCCUUUGGGAAGUGGUUUGAGGGCUCGGACCAGGCCUUCCCGAAUACCUCAGCCGUGGCAGGGGUCAGCCCUGUCCUGCACAGCUUCCGUGUUUUUGAUGUGCGCCACAAAAGCAACAAGGAUUACCUGAACAGCGACGGUUCUGCCAAAAGUUCCUGUGUAUCCAAAGAUGUUCCCAAUAAUGUGGACCUGUCCAAAUUUGAUGGCUUUGUGCUUUAUGGAAAGCGGAAGCCCAUCUUGAUGUGUUUCUUGUGCAAGCUGUCCUUUGGGUAUGUCCGCUCCUUUGUGACGCAUGCGGUGCACGACCAUCGGAUUACUCUGAGCGAGGAGGAGCGGAAAAUUCUUAGCAAUAAGAACAUCUCCGCUAUCAUCCAAGGAAUAGGCAAAGACAAGGAACCCCUUGUAAGCUUUCUGGAACCAAAAAACAAAAACUUUCCACACCCUUUAGUUUCCACAGCUAACCUCAUAGGCCCUGGACACAGUUUCUAUGGCAAGUUCAGUGGAAUUCGCAUGGAAGGGGAAGAGGAUGUCCAGGCUGGGGCUGCCAGUGGAGCGGAGCAGCCCCAGUCAGGCCUCUUGGCACCUGGGGCCCUCUUGAACCUUGGAGGGCUAACGAGCUCAGCUUUGAAGACCCCAAUUACCUCAGUUGCCCUGGGCCCUCUGGCUUCCAGUCCUACAAUAUCCUCCGAGGGAAAGGACCCUGAGGCAGUAGAGUAUGAAAAGCAAGAACUGGCUGACCAGGACAGCCUCUUAGAGAAAGUAGAACCAGCUGGGGGGGGGGAGGAAGAGGAGGAGGAGGAGGAAGAGGAGGAGGAGGAGGAGGAGGAAGACGAGGGGUGCAAAGGGCUGUUCACAAGUGAGCUGGAGGAUGAAUUGGAGGACAGACCUCCUGAGGAGUCUGGGGCAGCGGCAGGCGGAGGCGGCAGCAGCAAAAAGGACCUUGCUCUCUCAAACCAAAGCAUUUCUCCCUUAAUGCCUAACGUGCUCCAGACUCUGUCCAGGGGCACAGCUUCUUCUAGUUCUAAUUCUGCUUCUUCCUUUGUCUUUGAUGGUGCAAACAGGAGGAAUUGUUUAAGCUUUAACAGUGACGGCAGUGAGGGCAGCAGCAGGAGGCUUGACUUCAGUGACGAAAGUGCCAAUAAAGACAAUGCCCCAGUACCAGAACCAAAUGAGAGCGUGGAGAGCGAAGAGGGGGGCUGCAUCUCCCACCACCAGCACGUGGGCCCCCUCUGUGAGCUCGGGGGUGGGGAGUGCCCUUCGGGGAGCGGGGUGGAGUGCCCCAAGUGCGACACGAUCCUGGGCUCCUCACGGUCACUCGGGGGCCACAUGACCAUGAUGCAUUCGCGCAAUUCGUGCAAGACGCUCAAAUGUCCCAAGUGUAAUUGGCACUACAAGUACCAGCAGACGCUUGAGGCUCACAUGAAGGAAAAGCACCCAGAGCCAGGGGGUGCGUGUGCCUACUGCAAAAGCGGGCAGCCCCAUCCACGGCUGGCGCGGGGCGAGAGCUACACAUGUGGUUACAAGCCUUUCCGUUGUGAGGUUUGUAACUACUCCACUACUACCAAAGGCAACCUCAGUAUUCAUAUGCAGUCUGACAAGCAUCUCAACAACAUGCAGAACCUGCAGAAUGGAGGUGGGGAGCAAGUUUUCAGCCACACUGCUGGGGCGGCGGCGGCGGCAGCGGCAGCUGCUGCCGCUGCCGCUACUAUUGGUAGCAGCUGUGGGGCCCCCUCCCCCACCAAACCAAAAAGCAAACCUACCUGGCGGUGCGAGGUGUGUGACUAUGAGACCAAUGUUGCCAGGAACCUUCGCAUUCACAUGACCAGUGAGAAGCACAUGCACAACAUGAUGCUGCUUCAGCAGAACAUGAGCCAAAUGCAGCACAACCGCCACUUGGGUCUGGGCAGCCUGCCUGCUGAGGCUGAGCUGUACCAGUACUACCUGGCACAGAACAUGACCCUCCCCAACCUGAAGAUGGACAGCGCUGCCUCUGAGGCUCAGUUCGUGAUGGGCGGCUUCCAGAUGGACCCCACCAACACAAUGGCAUCCAUGGCUUCAUCUCUAGUGGGUGGAGAGAUCCCCCUGGACAUGCGGCUUGGGGGUGGGCAGCUGGUGUCUGAGGAGCUAAUGAACCUGGGGGAGACGUUCACGCAGACCAGUGACCCUUCGCUGAAGCUUUUCCAGUGUGCUGUGUGCAACAAGUUCACCACAGACAAUUUGGACCUGCUGGGUCUGCACAUGAAUGUGGAGCGCAGCCUGCCUGAGGAGGAAUGGAAGGCUGCGAUGGGGGACUCUUACCAGUGCAAGCUGUGCCGCUACAACACGCAGCUCAAGGCCAAUUUCCAGCUCCACUGCAAGACUGACAAGCAUGUGCAGAAGUACCAGCUGGUGGCACAUAUCAAGGAGGGGGGCAAGGCCAACGAGUGGAGGCUCAAGUGUGUGGCGAUUGGAAACCCCGUGCAUUUGAAAUGCAAUGCCUGUGACUAUUAUACCAACAGCUUGGAGAAGCUGCGUCUCCACACAGCAAACUCCAGGCAUGAGGCCAGCCUGAAACUCUACAAGUUAGCCAUGGAACCGACAAGAGGAGAAGCGACUCUUGAUUUAAUCCUAUGUGAUGCCCUGGAUCUGGUGCAAGAUCACCUUCAGCAUCACGAGAGUGGAGUUGAGGGGGAAAGCUGCUUCUACCACUGUGUCCUCUGCAACUACUCUACCAAGGCCAAACUGAAUCUCAUCCAGCACGUGCGCUCCAUGAAGCACCAGAGGAGCGAGAGCCUGCGUAAGCUGCAACGCCUGCAGAAAGGCCUUCCCGAGGAAGAGGAGGACCUGGGUCAGAUCUUCACCAUCCAGAAAUGUCCUGCCCCUGAUGCCGAGGAGUUGACUGAAGAUGCAGAAGGGGCCAAUGAGGCAGCUGCUGAUCCAGAAGAGCCUGCUAAAGAUCCGGAGGCUGCAGCUGACAAGGAUCAGGGCAAAUGGGCGACCGCGCAAGUUACCCAGGCAGAGAAGGAGCUGGCAGAGUCUGCAACAGCCUCCAAACGUAUCUCGUUUCCAAGAAGUUCAGAAUCGCCUGCCGCCAAAUGGCCCAAAACCUCAGAUGAGGCCAAGCUUGAGCAGGUGUAUCAGUGCCCAUACUGCAAGUACAGCAACACCGAUGUGAACCGGCUGAGGGUCCACGCCAUGACUCAGCACUCGGUCCAGCCGAUGCUGCGCUGCCCUCUCUGCCAGGACAUGCUCAGCAACAAGAUCCACCUGCAGCUGCACCUCACCCACCUGCACAGUGUCUCUCCUGACUGUGUGGAGAAGCUCAUUUUGACGGUGACCACCCCGGAGGUGAUGAUGCCCAGCAGCAUGUUUCUUCCAGCCGCAACAGCAGACGGAGAUGGGAGCAGCACUGCUGAAGAGCCGGCCAAGCAGCCACUGGAGACCUCGGAGGACUUGGGCAAAGGCCUGCUCACUUCUGAGAACACAGCGGAGCAUGGGGGAGAAGCAAAGCCCACUCCACCGGAGCAGGCUUCUGCCAGGGAGGAUGCUGGAUUUCUCUGCUGGAAGAAGGGCUGCAGCCAGGUAUUCAGAAGCUCCACUGCCCUGCAGGCACAUUUCAGUGAGGUCCACACUAAGCGGUCCCAGCUGCCUGUUUCCGACCGGCACGUCUACAAAUACCGCUGCAACCAAUGCAGUCUGGCCUUCAAAACCAUUGAGAAGCUCCAGCUACACUCCCAGUACCAUGUCAUCCGUGCAGCCACAAUGUGUUGCCUUUGCCAGCGCAGUUUCCGUACUUUUCAAGCCCUCAAGAAGCACCUGGAGACAAGUCACCUGGAACUGAGUGAGGCAGACAUCCAGCAGCUGUACGGUGGGCUCCUGGUCAAUGGAGACCUCCUGGCCAUGGGGGACCCUUCGCUGGCUGAUGAUCACACCGUCAUUGUAGAGGAAGACAAAGAGGAGGAGAGUGACCUGGAGGACAAGCAAAGUCCCACAGGAAGCGACUCUGGGUCUGUGCAGGAAGACUCUGGCUCAGAACCAAAGCGAGCGCUCCCCUUCCGAAAGGGCCCAAACUUCACCAUGGAGAAGUUCCUGGACCCAUCCCGCCCAUACAAGUGCACUGUUUGCAAAGAGUCCUUCACACAGAAAAACAUCCUUUUGGUCCACUACAAUUCAGUCUCUCACCUACACAAGCUGAAGCGAGCCCUCCAGGAGUCCACGACUGGCCAGCCGGAGCCCACCAGUAGCCCCGACAACAAGCCCUUCAAGUGCAGCACCUGCAGCGUGGCCUAUAGCCAGAGCUCCACCCUGGAGAUCCACAUGCGGUCCGUCCUGCACCAGACCAAGGCACGAGCAGCCAAACUGGAGGCUGUGGGCAGCGGUGGUGGCGGCGGCGGCAGCAGCAAUGGAGCUGGCAGUGGUGGCGGCAGCGUCGUCGUCUCACUGGGCUCCUCCACCCCGAGCCCUGUGAGCAGCACGGCUACCGCCACCUCUUUGGCCAUGACUAGUACAAGCACGGCCAGCCCAGCAGCCCCUGUCUGCAGCCUGCUUGGCCAGGCCUCCUGCGAGAGCCCGGGGAUCCCUCCUCUCAGCACCACCCCUGUGGCUGCCACAACCCCCUCCGAGCCCAAGGAGGUCCACCGUAAGAAACUGGCUGACAUGGUUGCUUCCCGGCAGCAGCAGCAGCAGCAGCAACAUCAAGCGCACAGCCUGGCCCAGGCGCAAGCGCAAGCUCAGCUCCAGCAAGAGCUGCAGCAACAAGCCGCCCUCCUGCAGUCGCAGCUCUUCAACCCUGCUCUCUUGCCCCACUUCCCAAUGACCACCGAGACCCUCCUCCAGCUCCAGCAGCAGCAGCAGCACCUUCUCUUCCCCUUCUACAUUCCCAGCCCCGAGUUCCAGCUGAGCUCCGAAGUGAGCUUGCCUGUGACCAGCAGCACCCUGGCGCUGUCUGGGACUGGGCCUAGCCUGCUGGAUGACUUGAAGGUGCAGCUCCCCCAGCCGAGCCACCCGCCUCUCCAGCAGCCGCCACCACCUCAGGGCCAGCUGCCCCAGCCCCACUGUGUCCUCCUCCAGCAGAGCCAGCACCCAGAGAAGAAGAGCAGAUCUCUGGGGAAGGAGAAGGAAGCCCAGAGGGAGCGGGAGGGCUUCGAGAAGGGGGACGGCCCCUCCGCCUCAAAGGAGCCCCCGCCUGACACCCUGAAGUCCAAAGACAAGCCCGAUCCCGCAGGCCUUGCAGAACCGUCUCUGCUUCCUCCCCGUAUCGCAUCCGACGCACGGGGGAAUGCCACAAAAGCCUUGCUAGAAAACUUUGGGUUUGAGCUGGUCAUUCAGUACAACGAGAACAAGCAAAAGGGGCAGAAGAAGGCUGGGAAGACAGAACAAGGAGACAGCUUGGAAAAGCUGGAAUGUGAGUCCUGUGGGAAAUUCUUCUCUAACGUCCUCAUCCUGAAGAGCCACCAAGAGCACGUACACCAGCAUUACUUCCCCUUCCAGCAACUGGAAAGCUUUGCCAAGCAGUACCGUGAGCACUAUGACAAGCUGUACCCACUGCGGCCUCAGACCCCGGAGCCCCCACCGCCCCCGCCUGCUGCCCCUCCACAGCAGCCUUCUACGCCCAACAUUCCUGCUUCAGCUCCGCCCAUUACCUCUCCAACCAUUACGCCAGCCCAGCCCUCUCUGCCUCUCCCUCAGCUGUCCAUGCCAAUGGAGCUGCCUAUCUUCUCUCCCCUGAUGAUGCAGACCAUGCCUUUGCAAACCUUGCCUGCCCAGCUGCCACCCCAGCUUGGCCCUGUCGACCCGUUGCCUGCAGACUUGGCUCAGCUGUACCAACACCAGCUCAACCCAGGCCUCCUGCAGCAGCAGCAGCAGCAGCAGCAGAACAAGAGGCCGCGCACACGGAUCACAGACGACCAGCUCCGGGUCUUGAGACAAUAUUUUGACAUCAACAAUUCCCCAAGCGAGGAGCAAAUCAAGGAGAUGGCUGACAAGUCUGGCCUGCCUCAGAAGGUGAUCAAGCACUGGUUUCGGAACACUCUCUUCAAAGAGCGUCAGCGCAACAAGGACUCUCCAUAUAACUUCAGCAACCCUCCGAUUACCAGCCUGGAGGACCUGAAGAUGGAUUCUCGGCCUCCCUCCCCGGAGCCUCAGAAGCACGAGUACUGGGGGAGCAAGAGGUCUUCCAGGACUCGCUUCACUGACUACCAGCUCCGGGUGCUGCAGGAUUUCUUUGAUGCCAAUGCUUACCCCAAGGACGAUGAGUUCGAACAGCUCUCCAAUUUGCUCAACCUCCCGACCCGUGUGAUCGUGGUGUGGUUCCAGAACGCUCGCCAGAAAGCCAGGAAAAACUAUGAGAAUCAGGGGGAAGGGAAAGAUGGGGAGCGUCGAGAGCUGACCAACGACAGGUACAUCCGGACAAGCAACCUGAAUUACCAGUGCAAGAAGUGCAGCCUUGUCUUCCAGCGCAUCUUUGACCUGAUCAAACAUCAGAAAAAGCUGUGCUACAAGGAUGAGGAUGAAGAAGGGCAGGAGGACAGCCAGAAUGAGGACUCUAUGGAUGCGACAGAGCUGCUGACCCCAACCAGCUCUGCCUGCAGCACCCCGAUGCCUUCCCAGGCCUGCAGCGCCCCCACAUCUUCUGCCAACACAGCCUCCUCUUCCUCAGCUUUCCUGGCACAGAUCACUGCUGAAGCAGACGACUCCUCCUCCACCUACAGCUCUAAAGCAGAAGCUGCGGAUGAGAAACCAAAGCUACCUGAGCCUCCAGCGACACAGCAAAACCAAACCCCAGAGAAGCCAAUGCAACCAAAGCAGCAGCAGGACCAAGGAGAGCCAAACGCUGGCUCAGUGCACCCAAAGGCCUCCCCACCCGCCCUGCAGCAGCCGGUCCAGCUUCCUCCACAGUGUGCCCUGCCACCGUCGAGCCUGAGCCCCUCGCAGCUCUCUCACCUGCCCCUUCACACUUCCACCCCUCAGCAGCUAGCCAGCUUGCCUCCUCAGCUCAUCCCAUACCAGUGCGACCAGUGCAAACUGGCAUUUCCCUCCUUUGAGCAUUGGCAAGAGCAUCAGCAGCUUCACUUCUUGAGUGCCCAGAACCAGUUCAUCCAUCCCCAGUUCCUGGACAGGACGCUUGAUAUGCCUUUUAUGCUCUUUGACCCCAGCAACCCCCUGCUGGCCAGCCAGCUGCUGUCUGGGACGCUUCCCCAGCUGCCCAUGAGCUCAGCCACGUCGCCCUCCACCCAAACAUCCACCAUGAGCACGCUGAAGAGGAAGCUGGAGGAGAAAUCCAGCACAAGUCCCGGCGAGAACGACAGCGGCACUGGUGGGGAGGAGCCCCAGAGGGACAAGCGUCUCCGAACAACCAUCACCCCAGAGCAGCUGGAGAUUCUCUACCAGAAAUACCUGCUGGAUUCCAACCCCACCCGGAAGAUGCUGGACCACAUUGCUCACGAGGUAGGCUUGAAAAAACGAGUGGUGCAGGUUUGGUUCCAGAACACUCGAGCCCGGGAGCGGAAAGGGCAGUUCAGGGCUGUGGGGCCUGCCCAAGCCCACCGACGGUGCCCUUUCUGCCGGGCACUCUUCAAAGCCAAAACAGCCCUCGAAGCACACAUCCGCUCCCGGCACUGGCAUGAAGCCAAGCGGGCAGGGUACAACCUGACCUUGUCAGCCAUGCUUUUAGAUUGUGAUGGAGGGCUCCAGGUGAAGGGAGACCUCUUCGACGGAACCAGCUUUGCCCACCUGCCCCUCACCAGCAGCAGCGAUAGCCAGGGCAUUCCCCUCUCCCCAGUGAGCAAAUCUCUGGAGCUAUCUCCUCGAACUCUGCUGAGCCCUUCUUCCAUCAAAGUGGAAGGGAUAGAGGACUUUGAGAGCCCCUCUGUGUCAUCUGUCAAUCUGAGCUUUGACCAAACCAAGCUGGACAAUGACGACUGCUCCUCUGUCAACACGGCCAUCACAGACACCACCACGGGGGACGAGGGCAAUGCAGACAACGACAGUGCCACGGGAAUCGCUACGGAAGCCAAAUGCAUCUCAGGGCCAAGUGAGGGCCUGACCAAGGCUGCCAUGAUAGCAAUGUCUGAGUAUGAAGACCGGCUGUCUUCGGGCCUUGUCAGCCCAGCUCCCAGCUUCUACAGCAAAGAGUACGACAACGAAGGGACUGUGGACUACAGCGAGACCUCCAGCCUGGCAGACCCUUGCUCGCCUGGCCCCGGCACGAGCGGCUCAGUGGGCAAGUCUGGAGAGGGCGGGGACCGGCCAGGACAGAAGCGCUUCCGCACGCAGAUGACAAACCUCCAGCUGAAGGUCCUGAAGUCUUGCUUCCAUGACUACCGGACCCCGACCAUGCUGGAGUGUGAGGUGCUGGGCAAUGACAUUGGGCUGCCCAAGAGGGUGGUCCAGGUCUGGUUCCAGAACGCCCGGGCCAAGGAGAAGAAAUCCAAGCUCAGCAUGGCCAAGCACUUUGGCAUCAACCAGGCGAGCUACGAGGGACCCAAGACAGAGUGCGCUCUGUGUGGCGUCAAGUACAGCGCCCGCCUGUCUGUGCGUGACCACAUUUUCUCCCAGCAGCACAUUUCCAAAGUGAAGGACACCAUCGGAAGCCAGCUGGACAAGGAGAAGGAGUACUUUGACCCGGCGACUGUCCGUCAGCUGAUGGCACAGCAGGAGCUGGACCGGCUCAAGAAGGCCAACGAAGUCCUGGGCCUGGCUGCUCAGCAGCAAGGCCUGUUUGACGGCCCCCCGCUGCAGGCCUUGAACCUCCCGGCCACCUACCCAGCAACACUGCAGGGCAUCCCUCCGGUCCUCCUGCCGGGCCUCAACAGCCCGUCCCUGCCUGGCUUCACUCCCUCAAACACAGCUUUAACGUCUCCCAAGCCCAGCCUGAUGGGCCUCCCUGGCACAAGCAUCCCCUCGCCUGGCCUUCCCACGUCUGGAUUACCAAAUAAACCGCCUUCGGCUUCCCGGAGCUCCCCCACUGCAGCACAAGCCACGGCAGCCACGAUCCCCCAGCCACCGCAUCCACCGCCUCGGAAGGACAAGGAGAGUGAGAAGGCGAAAGAGAAGGACAGAGCACCCAAGGGGAAAGGGGACUCCCAGCUGGCCCCCAAGAAGGACAAAGCAGAGGCGCCGGCCCCCACCCCUACCCUCUCUGCCACGCUGCCUGCCAUGGAGUACUCUGUGGAGCCCAGCCAGCUCCAGGCUCUGCAGGCAGCUCUGAACUCGGACCCCACGACUUUGCUAACGAGCCAGUUCCUCCCCUACUUUGUCCCAGGUUUUUCUCCCUACUAUGCCCCCCAAAUCCCAGGGGCCUUGCAGAGUGGGUACCUUCAGCCCAUGUAUGGCAUGGAAGGGCUGUUCCCCUACAGCCCGGCCCUGUCGCAGGCCCUGCUUGGCUUGUCCCCUGGGUCCCUGUUGCAGCACUACCAGCAAUAUCAACAGAGUCUGCAAGAAGCGUUGCAGCAGCAGCAGCAGCAGCAGCAGCAGCAGCAGCAGAAAUUAUUGCAGCAGCAGCAGCCCAAAGGAAACCAAACCCCUGUCCCCUCGGGGCCUGCUACCCCAGAAAAAGACCCUGCCAAAGAAUCCCCCAAACAAGAAGAGCAGAAGAGUGCACCCCACGAGGUGUCCCCCCACCUGCCCGACCCCCAAGAAGAGCCUGAAACAGAAAGCAACCGUGCUGUGGACUCCCUCUGCGACCCCUUCAUAGUCCCACAGGUGCAGCACAGGCUAGUCUGCCGGAAGUGCCAGGCAGACUUCAGCACCCAGGAGGCAGCCAGUGACCACCUGGCGUCCUUCUGCUUCUUCGGCCAGUCUGUGGUGAAUCUGCAAGAGAUGGUGCUUCAUGUGCCCGCGGGCGGCGGCGGCAACAGCAGCAGCAGUUCGUACCAGUGCGUGGCGUGCGAGAGCACGGUGUGCGGGGAUGAAGCCCUCCAGCAGCAUCCGGAGUCAGCCUCGCACAAACAUCAAACAAUCCCAAGAGCAGCAAGAAACGCCAAAGAGCACCCCAGUCUAUUACCUCACUCCGCCCGCCUCCCCGACCCUAGCGCCGCAUCUACCUCGCAGUCUGCCACUCACUCAAAUGACAGCCCCUCCCCCCUGUCCUCCGCUUCCCCCCACACCUCCAGAAAGUCUUGGCCUCAAGCCCAGGCACCCCUGGGGAAGCCUCCUCCUCCUCCUCUCUCCUCAUCUUCAACGGUUACCUCAAGUUCAUGCAGCACCUCAGGGGUUCAGCCCUCGAUGCCAACAGAUGACUAUUUGGAGGAGUCUGACUCGGAUCUUAGCCAAAAGUCCAAUGGACCGGCUAGCCCGUCAGAGAGGCCUGCGGAGCCAAGCUGCCCCGAGGACGGUGGUCUCACUAGCCUAGAAAUGGACACCUUUAGAUUGUAAGCUUUGAAGAUGAACAAUUAAAAAAAAAUGAAUUUAAAAAAAGUUAACAAACCAAUUUCAAAAAUAGACUAACUGCAAUUCCAAAGCUUCUAACCAAAAAAGAAAACGAAAAACGAAGAGAGAGGUGUGGGUUGUUUUCCCAUAUACCAAUGCCGGCGGUUUCCCAUGGCUCCCUUGUGCAGUUUGGCUGUGGAGAGGCCCGCUGUGCUGUGUCGGUCUGGAGGGCACGACUCCCCAUUGCCUCUGCAGGGCCUGUCGCUGGAGCUGCAGCCCUCGAAAGUACAACAGAGGCCGGCAUAACUGUAUGGGAAAGCAGGCCACCUUGUUGCCGUUCUAAAUUUCUUGCUCUCUUAGCAUUCAGAUACCAAUGGCUUGCUAAAAGGAAAAAGAAAGAAAUGUAAUGUCUUUUUAUUCUCAGGUCAAUCGCUCACACUUUGUUCAGUUUUCAGAAUCAUUGUUUUAUAUAAAUAUAUAUAUAAUUUCUUUUUUGGUUUUGGUUUUUUUCCAAGAAAAGGAUUUUUUUUUUUGUUAAUUUAAAAAUGGGCAGAAAGUAUUCAAGAGACAAACAGUGUGAACUGAGUUAGCUUUCUGGGGAUUUUAAGGGUAGCUUUUCUGCUGAAGCCAAUUUCAAGGGGAAAAGUUCAGCACUCCCACUUUUCAGAAAAAACAAACCCAACAAACACGCAAAGAGUGUUAAGGACUUGGAGCUUAAAAAUAAGUUUUAAAACAACUGACUUUCUGUAUUUAUGAUAGAUAUGACCAUUUUUGGUGUUGAGUAGAUUGUUGCAUUGGAAAUGAACUGAAGCAGUAUGGUAGAUUUAAAAGGAAAACCCCUUUUGUGUACAUUUAGCUUUUGUAUGGUCCAGCUGACGGCUUCUCAUUUGAUGUUGUCUUGUUCAUUCCUAGCCAACUAGAUUACCACCCAUCGAUUUGCCGAAGCUCUUCUCCCAUUGUACCUGGACUCCUUUCUCCCUCCUGUAAUCUUCCACUUACAGUCGCUGCCUUCAUUUCUUAGAGGGCAGUUGCAGAAUUAUUUUAUAAAAACUAAAGAAAAAAAUCCCAAGGGUUUCAAAGGGGGUCAGUAGGAUCCCCUGCAGAAUAUUUUUGUUGGGGGCUCAGAACUUUUUCAGGCGUAUACAUGUCUGUUACCCUUGUGCACUUAACUCCGUCUUCUCUCCUUUUUCUCUUCCGUUUGGGUUCCUUUCCUCAUUUUGUAAAUGCUUCAAGGGCUCCACUUUGGAGCUGCCAGCCUUUCUUUCUCUUUGGGUAAUUAGGGCGCUCUUGUUCUUCCUCCAUGGGCCUUUUUUGUUAUAUAUGUGUGUGGGGGGGUGCUGGGGGGGGAUUUGUUUUUUCUGUUUUGCUUUUUUUCCUCAAAAAAAUUCAUGCUUUAAAUAAAAUCCAAAGACAAACCCUUUUCACCACUGGUGCAGAACGAGCAGAAAGGAUUCUUUUGACUUGAGGAUUUGUUUCUGAUUACAGCCACAAGACUCAGUUUUAAAUAAAUGAACUCACAAAGAAAAGCAUGCAUGUAGGUUGGUCUCUGUGCUUCUUCCACAAGGAGAGGAGCAACUCUUCCUGCAGCUUCAACAAGCCACGCGCUGCGUUGUUAGGGGCUGUCGCAGCUAGACAGUCUCAGUGACGUGUGAGGCCCUGAGGGGCAGGCAGCAGAAAACGUGGGGCCUGGUGCAAAUCGCUCUGCUCCCAUUGGUGGCAUCUUCUCUGGUCUGGACGUUGAAAGGAAAAUGUUGUGCUGCUACAAUGUGGAGUUUGAAGGCGAGCAGGCCUUGCGUGGUCACUUCCUAGCCAAAGGUCAGCAAUCCCUCCUCCCACCCCCCUCAAGAGUGAAAUCCUUCCCCAUCACCACCACCCUUCUUGUCUUCAACAGGGAACUGCAGACUGUGAAUGGGAGGAGGGGGGCACACCUUUCACCUUCUGACUUCUCUCCCCUGCCUUCCUUCCUCCCCAACUCUGCCAGGGACUCUGCACGAGGCUGGGGUGUUCCUCCAUCUGAGAGAGGAAGGGUGGGCAGGUGGGCAUCAGCACCCUCCCCCUCCCCUCCCUCCCUUGACCUUAGUCAGGAUGUCUCUUUUCAUGCCUUUUUGUCUUCAGUUUGUUGGAAGACUCAACCUUGAACCGGUGUACAUAUUUCUAACUGGACUGAUGGACAGUGCAAGUUCCUUUUUUGAAAAUUUUUUAGGUAGACUGCACUAAAAAUAAUACCAUUGAAUAUUCCUGCCAGUGUCCAUUUGUAGCAUAAGGUGUCAAAAGCAGUGGGCAAAACAUUGCCACUUCCCUUUUUACAAAGAUCCUUGUAUUUUUCCCUUGCUUGAGAUGAACAUUUUUUAAAUUUUAAAGUUGUACAGUUUUUGUUUCCAUUAUUUUAUCUUGUUUGUAAUUCUAUGAAAAAUAUAUAGAUAUAUAUAUUUUUUGCCAUUUAACUGUUGUACGUUACUCUGUAUCAUAUAUAAGUUUUUUGUUUUGUUUUGGUUCUCUGUGUGGUAUAAGUUGCCAGUUUAACACUAGCUUUACCUGGCAGGUCUGUGGUCUGCUUUGAAAUCACUUUCUUUGUUUCCCCAUCUCCCUCCCCUCCCUCCAUUGCUUAAUCACAUGGGAUGCAAUCUCCCUCCUCCACUCUCCCCGCUCCAAAUAGUGUUUCAGUGCAUUUCUGGAUGACUCUUCCUCUGUGGUUGGAGACUCUCCCCGUCAGAUGAGAGAUGCCCCUGUCCUCCCAGGAGGGCAGAGCAGCAGCAGGCAGCCUGCCAGCCACCCCUUUCGCCUCUCUCCUCUCCUGGGCCCCACAGCCAACCCAGGGAGCCCACAAGAGUCAGGAGCGCCAAGCAGCCUUCGGGCCGCCCCCUCUCUCCUCCCACCCUGGCAAGUGGGGGCCUUGUGGGACAACAGGAAGGGCACUCCAUAGAAGCUGUGGGGGGCGGCUGCGCUGGGGUGGGGUGGGGUGGGAACGAGGCCUCUGUCUCAGCACUUGGUGCCGGGCUUCAAAAUCCUCUCAUCUCUUUCCCACUGAACUGACCUCUUACCUGAGCCACCGUUUGUAGUAUGGAGAUGUAGUUUUGGUUUUAAUGGCUCCCGCUGAGGCUAGAGUUCAAGCCAAGCGAUAGAUCAGAAAAGAUGCAAGUGGUGUUAAUGAGCAGAGUGGUGCCUGUGUAGUGGAGAGUGUUUGGGACAAGAGGGCAUGUUGCAGGCUCCGAUUCCAGCGCAUAUAGCCAGGCAGGGGCUGCGGAGGUGCCGCAAGGCCCCCUGUGGAAGCCGGCAGCCAUGUGGCAGUCGAGGGCUCUUAAAUAGAAGCAGAACUUGAGGUGGAUGGUUGGUUUGAUGGCGCUGGAAAUGUUGCCCACUGUGAAACACAAACGUUUUUGACUAUUUUUAAUUUGUUUGAUUGGGGGGGAGGGGGGAACAAGCCUGGAUGAAACAGGAAGCGUAGAUGAGAUGAAGAGGGAUAUGAACAGCCUUUGCAAUGUACAAAAACUAGAGCAAGUGAAACCAAAAAUGAUGUUCUUGGUGUUUUUUCUAUAAUGUAGUCUUGUUAGCUUUUUUGUUACUGUAAUGAUGCUGAUCUCGAACUGUACCAGAAUACCUGGAGACGGACAAAAACAAAACCACACGGAACUCUUAAAAACAUUUUUGUCACAAAACACUUUGUUGUCAUAGUUAAGUUGAUUGUAGAUGGUAAUUGAAUAUACUCCUUUGAAAAUAUUUCAUCAAGUAUGUUUCCUGC